Molecule: messenger RNA, 4560 nt
Organism: Aureococcus anophagefferens
Lineage: Eukaryota; Pelagophyceae; Pelagomonadales; Pelagomonadaceae
Exons: 5
Coding region: 1-4560 (1519 amino acids)
Biological process (GO): actin filament organization; vesicle transport along actin filament
Cellular component (GO): actin cytoskeleton; myosin complex; cytoplasm
Molecular function (GO): microfilament motor activity; ATP binding; actin filament binding
Source: RefSeq, a predicted model, not a curated record
AUGAAGAUCUACGUCGAGGACACGGUGGGGUCCAAGGUCUGGGCCCGGUGCACCGUGCCGAAUCCGCCGGAGCGCUACGUCGGCGGCCUGGUCGUCGACGGCGUCGUCGAGGGCCGGCCCAUGAAGGUGACGCUCCCGCCCGAGGAGAUGGUCCAGGAGGAGGUCGUCGAGCUGAGGGACGUGGAGGAUUUGUGCGACCUGGGCCACGUCCACGAGGCGACGAUCCUCGAGGCCAUCGAGAGGCGGUGCGCCGCGGGGCGGCCGUACGUCGCCGCGGGCGACGUCGUCCUCGCCGUGAACCCCUUCAAGUGGCUGCCGCUCUACACGGAGGAUCUACGGGCGCUCCACAGCGACGCGCCGUCGAGCGACGAGACGCGCCGCGCGGCGCACGUCUACUCGGUGUCGGGCGCCGCGGCGCGCGGCGCCGCGCGCGGCGAGGACCAGUCCAUCUUGGUGUCCGGCGAGUCCGGCGCGGGGAAGACGGAGACGGUGAAACUGAUGCUCGCCCACCUCGCGGACAUCGCCCAGCACGGCUCCGCGACGAAGACCAUCGUCGCGCAGGUGCUCCGGGCGGGGCCGCUCCUCGAGUCGUUCGGCAACGCGGCGACGCUGCGCAACGGCAACUCGAGCCGCUUCGCCAAGUUCCUGCGCGUCGAGUUCGACCGGGACACGAUGGCCAUCGAGUCGAGCUGGUGCGAGACGGCGCUGCUGGAGAAGACGCGCGUCGUCGAGCGCGCGUCGGGCGAGCGGACGUACCACGUCUUCUACGAGCACCUCCGCAAGCGCGAGGCCGACGCGGGGCGCCUCGACAAGGUGCCGAGCUACCUGAGCGAGCACCCCCACGCCGUCGCCGACGCGUCGGCGGCGCACGCGCGCGGCAAGGACGACCUGUCGUCGCACGGCGGCAUGGUCGACGGGCUGCGGGCCGUCUGCGGCCUCGACGACGGCGAGGUCGCGGGUUUGUUGCACUGCGUCGACGCCGUGCUCGCCCUCGGCGACGUGCGCUUCGACACGGUCGUCAUUUCGACCGUGGACGACGACGGCUGCAAGGUCGCGAACCCGCCGGCGCUGACCGGGGCCGCGGCCGCGCUCGGCUGCGACCGCAAGCUGCUGGAGCGGGGCCUCACGCUGCGCGAGAUCCGCAGCGCGACCGUCGCUCUAUCGGCGGAAUCCGCCGCCGACGCGCGCGACGCGCUGGCGAAGGAGCUCUACAGCCGCGUCUUCGACAAGGUCGUCGCGCUCUCGAACGCGGCGACGCGGCGCGCCGAGGGCGACGCGCGGCCGCCGGGCGUCGUCAUCGGCAUGCUGGACCUGUUCGGCUUCGAGUUCUACGGCGCCGCGGGGUCGGCGAACGGCUUCGAGCAGCUGCUCAUCAACCUGGCCAACGAGCGGCUGCAGCAGCGCUUCGUCGCCGACGUGCUCGCGCGAGCGCAGCGCGAGCUGCUCGCCGAGGGCGUGCCCUGGACCAAGGUCGACUUCGACGACAACGCCGAGGUGCUGCGCCUCAUCGAGGCGCGGGCGGGGCUCGUGGACAUCCUGAACGAGGAGUGCGUCCGCGGCAACUCGGGCAACGACAGCAACUUCGUCGACAAGCUGCUCAACUUCCACAAGGGCCACGCCUGCCUCGCGACGCCCAAGAUCAAGCAGCACAGCGACGGCGAGGCGCUGCCCUUCACCAUCGCCCACUACGCGGGGACGGUCAUGUACACGUCGAAGGGCUGGGUCGAGCGGAACCGCGACGUCCUGCCCACGAAAUUGGUCGAGGCGAUGACGACGCCCGUCGACGGCGACGGCGCCCACCGGCCGUCCUUCGUCGUCGACGAGAAGGCGUCGCUGAGCUCGCCCGUGGCCCUCUUCGCCGCCGCCGAGGCCGCGAACCUGCUGCGGUCCAAGUUCGGCGGCGGCGACGGCGGGCGCCGCGCGUCGGGCCGGCGGCCGCAGCGCCGGGGGAGCCACCUGUCCAGCCAGGAGACCGUGGGCAGCAAGUUCCGGUCCCAGCUCCGCGACCUCAUGCGCCAGAUCGCCGCGACGAAGUGCCGCUACGUGCGCUGCAUCCGCCCGAACCAGGGCAGGAAAAGAGAGCGAAAUGCCCAACUUCAAAGGCUCCUAGCUCGGCCGUUUUCCACUUGCCCGAACGACGCCGCGCGGCCCAUCGACUCGAAGGACGCGUUCCACCGUUUGCCGGUGGUCGAGCAGCUGCGGUGCUGCGGCGUGCUGAGCGCGUUGCGCGUCGCGCGCGCGGGCUACCCGGACCGCAAGCCGCUGCGGGCCUUCGUGGAGCGCUUCGCGGUCGUCGGGCCCGCCGCGUCCGCGACGCUGGAGCGGUGCCGCGCGGCCGCGGAGCAGGCGGGCCUCGGCGACUUCGACGACGCCUUCGACUCCUACGGCGGCGCCGACGACCUGGACGCGCCGACGGCGGCGGACCUGAGGCACGGCGACGACGAGGAUCUGAUCCUGGACCGCGCGGUCGUCGCGGCGGCCGCGCCGUGGAAGGCCGCGGCGCUGGCCAUCGUCGACGCCGUCCACGACGACGCCGCGCCGCGGUCGAGGGCCGCGGCGAAGCAGAAGCGGAAGAAGGCCUUAGCGGGCCGCGUCUUCGUCGGGCGCACGAAGGUCUUCCUCCGCGACGGCGCGCUCGACGACCUCGAGGCGCUGCGCGCGGCGGCGUGCUUCGACCGCGCGGCGACGAUCCAGGCCUUGGCGCGGCGCCACCUGACCUACGCCGCCUUCAAGCGCUUCAAGGCGCGGCUCCUCGUGGCCCAGACCCACGGCCGGUGCUACCUCGCGCGGCGCGCGGCGAGCCGGAAGCGGCGCGUGCUCCGCGCGACGGUGCGCUUCCAGGCCGUGUGGCGGGGCAUCGACGUGCGCCUCGUGGGCUACCUCGCCUCGGCCAAGACGGCGUCGCUCGCGCUCCAGACGCGGCUCCUGCGCCCGAAGCUCGCGCGGAAUCGCGUCGCGUUCGUGCUCGAGAUGAAGUCCAAGGGCGAGCGCCUCGACUCGCUCCAGUCCAAGCUCAAGAACCUGGGCUCGCCGUCCCAGGAGGAGAAGAAGGCGCCCCUGCCGCCGCCGCCGCGCCAGAAGGGCUCCGCGGUCGCGCGCGGCAUCUUCUCGUCGAACGCGCGGAAGGACGCCGCCGCGGACCUCGACCGCGAGAAGCAGAAGGAGAUCCUCGAGAAGGCGCGCGCCGAGGCGGCGGCCACCGUCGCCGCCGCCCGCGAGGUCGCCACGGAGGCGUCGCGCGCGCUCGAGGAGCUCCGGAGCGAGAACGCGGCGCUCCGCGAGCGGUGCGCGGGCGCGGAGGCGCGCGCGGAGUCCUGGCGCGCCCAGGCGACCAAGGCCAAGCAGCGCGAGGCCCAGCUAUUGGCCAUCGUCGACGAGGCGAAGCGCGAGUGCGUCCUCGCGCGCGAGCAGACGUCGCGGCACCUCGACGAGUCGUCGGCGCUCCACGGCACGGACGCGCACCAGUCCUACGGCCGGCUGCGCCAGAAAUUGUUGCAGCACAGCGCCCACAUGGCGCCGGCGCUCCGCAAGAAGCUGUUGGAGAAGCGCAAGCCCCAGCAGAAGGUCACGGUGACGCAGGCGGAGCUCCGGGGCUUCGUCGAGGCCCUCGUCGCCGAGGGCGUCCACGUGCUCAAGCACUCGACGAACGGCAAGGCCCAGAAGCGCAAGCUCAAGCUCACGGACGGCGGCGCGGCGCUCUACUGGGAGAAGCCCGGCGGCGGCGCCGCGCGCUCGAAAGGCGAGUCGUACCCGCUCUCCGAGUGCGUCGAGGUCCGCGGCGCGCACGACCUCGACCCGGCGGCCCAGGGCAAGCUCCUCUGCGGCACGAAGACGUUGCGCAAGUCCAUGUCCGCCAAGAACUGGCCCCUGGCGUUCUCCUUCAUCUACGCACACCGCACCAUCGACGUCGAGUUCAGCGACCCGGAGGACACGAAGCUCAAGCUCCGCUACUUCAAGGCGCUCGUCCAGGAGGCCAAGGCCAAGGCCAUGCGGUCCCUCCUCGCCGCCGACGAGGAGUGCCGCGGCGGCAGGGCCACGGGGUGCUGCGGCGGCUGGCGGACGACGAUGGGCUGCGGCGGCGGCGGCGGGCGCGGCGCGGCGGGCGGGCGCGGCGGCCGCGCGGCGGGCCGCGGCGGCGGCCGGCGCGCCGCGGCCGGCGGCGCGGCCGCGGCCGCGGCCGCGGCGGCCAUGGACGUCGACGACGCCUCGAUCUCGAAGUCGCUCUCGACGUCCGUGGACUCGUCGGGCCUCUGGCGCCGGGGCGGCCCGACGUCGCCGCCCGGCGGCGGGAACGGCGGCGGCAGCCGCGUCGGCGCGGCGAGGGCGCUCGGCUCGUCGCAGACGUCGGAGCCGCCGCUCGACGACGCGCCGGCGCCGGAGCUCGCCGUCUCGCUCGCCUCGCGGCCCGCGGCCUCGACGAACUCGGCCAAGGGCGCGGCCUCCGCGAGGUCCCCGAAGUCGCGGCGGGGGCUCCGCGGCGCGACCCACCGGCGCCUCGCGCCCCAGCCGUCGCCCGCGGGAGACGGGGGCGUCGACACGAAGGCGUCGCGCGACCGGUAG